GAGACCGAGCGUGCCGUGAGCACCCGUCGUAAUCCUGGACCACGUAAACGGGCGCCUCGGAGGAUCGUGCCGGGAUCUCCUGGCAUGCGAUCAGGAGCAUGCAGAAGCCAUUGAGAGAGCUGGGUUUGUGCCUCAAUACGGGGGUGUCAACAAGCAACGUCGUCAUCGCCGAAGUCUGCAACGAGACGCGCGGGGGACUGCCUCUUCUUCAGGUAUGGCCCAGCGACUCGCCCAGGGCCGAUGCCGACGGACAGGCCCAAGCCUUUGUGUUCCCAGAUGUGCAGGAAAGUGUCAACGACAGCGGCAUCGAAUCCAUCCAGGCAUCGCCGUCACCGUGCGGUAUCACCUGCAACAGCCCGGCGAUGACGCCGCAGCAAUCGCGUCGCGCCAGCCUGCUGCAUCCGGAUCACGCGCGGCUGCAGCUGCAUUAUCUUCAUCACAACCACCAUAACGCGGGGACAAAGAGUCCGCCGUCGCCGGACAGAACGUCCGUGGACGAGGACCACGAGGACCGGCCCGCGCCGCCGAGUCCCUCCAGUUCGACUACCAGCAGCCUGCGAUCGAUGCCGAGUUCAGCGAUCGUGUCGAUGCACUCGCAGGACAGGAGACGCAGCAGCAGCAGAUACAGCAUGUUCGAUGCUCUGGAUUUGGAAUACGCCUUGCUGAGGGCCGCGGCCCGCGGUUCCGUGGGCCCGUAUUCCCUGUCGGAGUCUCUCCACAAGUUGACCUUCACCCAGAGCCUGGCCUUUCCCGCCCUGGCGCGCGGUCUCGCCGCCAAGCAGAGCGUGCCGAGCGGGAGGUCCCAACAGCCCACGGAGAGCGGGCUGAACGCCUUCGCCAAAGUGGUGACCGCGAUGGUGUUGAUGCUGGUGAGCGUGCUGGUGUUCGGUGUGGUCUACAAGUUCGCCAAGACGUGAGGCUGGCUGCUGGCACCCGGCCGGUAUCCUGGAUCGACACAGGAUAACAAUCGCCUGGGUGUCGGCGACGUUUUCGGCGAUAACGUCUGAGGAAGGGUCUAAAUCUCAACUCGCUCUACGCGAGGAAAAGUAAUUGGGAAGCAACGGAAGAGACACGCUGCGUGUCUAGGAUGACAUUUUCUGACUGUGCCAUCGUUGGUCCUUUAACGAUGAGAUUGACGCGUGAGUGGGAAAUGAAUGAAAUAUGACGGUGGGCGACUCGGGCAGAUUGUAAACAAAUUUUAUACGAUAUCUUAUUGUCUUUGUCGCGUAACGACGUGCGUAUUUAGGUACUUAACGUAAAGUCUCAGCGAAGAUAACGCUGCCGUGAGAAGAAACGCGAGAUUGAUCAUAAAGGGCAUAUAAUAACGUUAUCGAUAAGCUGUUCGAUCUGUUAAAUCGACAAGACAUGCGAAUCAAAUUCGCGUGUACAUAUAUAUAUACAUAUAAUAAUUACAUAUUGCGUAAAUAGUAUCAGGUUUGAUAUCGGCAAAAAGUUUCGAUGCAGAGAACAUGUUAAAAAUGGGGAAAGUCACGUAGUGUGUGUCUGAGAAGGAUUGCAGAGUGCAUAUUUGCUACGAGUCCAGCCGGUUUAUGUCCUGAAAAAUAAUUGUACGCGUGAAUCAACAUAGACGGAGAUUUUCACGUCGACGGGUGCACUCGAUCCUAAGUAUCUCGAUAACAGAUACAAACUUGUGCUUCGAAAGCUGCGGUAUCGCCGAAGAAAACAUUUCCGCAUCGCGUUCCCCAGUACUUCGAGAGCCGCGGGAAACCCAUUAAAAUGUUCUUCAGCGAGUUUCACUGCACCGUUGAUAGACGGUAACUGGGACAGGUCUCGGUCAAUAUAAGCCGGAUUGCGGCUGUACGACGAGGAGAGGACGAUUGUGGGUCGAGCCAUCCGUUGAACUGUCUCCGCGAACAUGUCUCUUCUGCUCGGUAACAUUCGAGUGCGCUUUAUGCAAUUGAGCAAACGCUCGAAAACUUCGAUCGCGAUUGAAACGCAGAUUUCCGCGCGACGUAACGAUCAAACGAUCGCCGUAUUUUUGGGAUGAUAUCUUUGAAUUUUUACUAAGACGACAGAAUCUUUCCUUGAUAAUUCUCAGCGCAUUUUUUUCAACAAUCGCUCCAGAGAGAUCCUUAUACAGAGUGUUAAAAGGAGGAUUCAGAAUUUUAAGGAACUAAAGGAAAUUUCAAUAGAUGUAGGUCGAGAAAUUGAUGUUUUCGAAGUUGUAGACUGUUCUUUAUCUUGGUUGAAGUACAUUCCAUUUAUUCAGACAGAGAAAAAGAAGGAUGCUUCAAACUCCAGAGUUUACAGAAGGUUUUUUACAUGUCUUCCUCCCAUUUCCACAUAUACUUCACACCUUCGUACUACAAAAUUGCGAACUCUUGCAAGAAUUCCCGGCUGUUUGCAACUCCGAAAGUAUUAAUUUUUCGACCUACGUUUAUUGGAAUUUCUAUCGCUCCAUUUCAUCACGAGCGCUAUCUGUCCUUUUUUUAACGCCGUUUUAACACACUGAAAGAACAUCGAUUGAGAUGUAACCGUAUAGGACACGAAACGAUCUCUUGACCAUAGUAGAAUUCUUUUUAGCCGUUUGAUUAACUAUUUAACUUAAUACCAAAAUCCCUUGGCCAAUCUAUUGCCUUGUCCGCGAGCAGAGAGCCGCCAUCUCACACGGACGCCGCAUGCGAAUACACACUCUCGCGAAUUUUUUGGAAACCUCUAACGACUGUCCAAGUGCUUUACACAACUUCUAUUCGUGACAAUCGGCCGGGAAGCGCUAACUCCCGGCAAAUUAAAUUAUAAUGUUAAACGCGACUCGGUGAAAUUCCGACCUCCGGCCGGAAACGACGAGAACUGAGCAGCUUCCGACGAUGCAGAAUUAAUCUGAAGGCAGCUUUAUCGUCUAUGCUUCGUCUCGGACACGGUCGAGGCUUGAAGUCGAAUCGAAAUCCGAUGAGAUUAGUUUUCAUGCCAUUAGUUGAUCAACGUGUUAAGGCGCUAUCGUGUAUUUUUAUAAAAUCUCAUAUCGAUCGUAACGUCAGUAAGUAAAAAUAAACUCGACUCGCUUGUUAUAUACAUUGUCUCAUUAAAGAAUUUUCUAAAGGGUA
Molecule: messenger RNA, 3065 nt
Organism: Vollenhovia emeryi
Lineage: Eukaryota; Metazoa; Arthropoda; Insecta; Hymenoptera; Formicidae
Exons: 4
Coding region: 99-917 (272 amino acids)
Source: RefSeq, a predicted model, not a curated record